Messenger RNA from Sphaerulina musiva SO2202, 3481 nucleotides. Its product is annotated as ribosomal protein S5 domain 2-like protein. Gene Ontology annotation, biological process: rRNA catabolic process; U4 snRNA 3'-end processing; poly(A)-dependent snoRNA 3'-end processing. NCBI's taxonomy places the organism in Eukaryota, Fungi, Ascomycota, Dothideomycetes, Mycosphaerellales, Mycosphaerellaceae. The transcript has 5 exons. The record is from RefSeq and is a predicted model, not a curated record. The coding region runs from base 1 to 1116 and encodes 371 amino acids. Gene Ontology annotation, cellular component: cytoplasmic exosome (RNase complex); nucleolus; nuclear exosome (RNase complex).
AUGUCUACUCCGAUAUGGGUCUUACAGCGUCCGAGCAUGCUCUGGUGUGUCAGCACGCCACAACAUGAACGUGCCCAGUCCGCAUAUGAAUCGCGGUCUACGGACUUCUAUGGAGGACUUCACAGCGAGAACAGCGCGACUUUUGAGGUUGCUUUUCGGGACGGAGCGGGAUCAGUAGAGAGUACCUGUAAAGCUGCACCUCUGCACAAACUUGCUCUGAGUGGUGCGGCGACGGUUUUCUGUGCAAGUACAUUAUACCUCCUAAGACGCCAUUCCGGCAUGAAUGCUCCUGACCCUGCUGCGGUGACCAGUGACGAGAUGGGGGGGUCAAGCAACAAAACCCAACAGGAGAUGCCGUUGGACAGCUCUACGUACGCGCUCGCGCAUCUGCGUGUCGACGGGCGGCGAUGGAACGAAUUGCGGUGCAUCUCGGGUCAGAUGUCCACCCAGGCGGCUGCUGAUGGCAGCAGCUAUUUCGAGAUGGGAAACACCAAAGUCAUCUGCACCGUCGUCGGUCCCAGGCAACAGACGAGGUCGGGCGGUGGCGGUGGACGUGAUCAGACGAAGGAGGCGAGCAUCGAGGUAGAGAUUGGCAUUGCUGGCUUCAGCGGCAUGGAUCGGAAAAAAAGGUCGCGGUCAGACAAGCGAACGCAAGAAAUGCAGUACACCAUCUCGUCUGCUUUCGCGAGCACCGUCUUUACCUCCCUCUAUCCGCAGUCGACCAUCAGCAUUGUCCUUCACGUGCUGUCGCAGGACGGAGCUCUGCUGGCUGCCUGCUUGAAUGCUGCAACACUGGCAUUGAUUGAUGCUGGUGUCCCGAUGAAGGACUACGUUGCCGCCUGCACCGUCGGCUCUACUGCAUCGUAUGCAUCGAACGAGGAAGAAGCGGAUCCAUUGUUGGAUCUGAAUGGGUUGGAAGAGCAGGAACUGCCAUUCAUGACUGUCGGCACGAGUGGAGGUGAAGACAUGGUGAAUGUGCUGAUUAUGGAGACGAGAGUCCAGAUGGCGAGAUUGCAGGCGAUGCUGUCAGUCGGGCUAGAUGGCUGUAAGCAAAUACGGCAGCUUCUCGACGGCAUCGUUCGCGAGCAUGGCAAGAAGCUACUGAAGUCGAAGUGAGUUGGAAAUGCACGUGUUGGACUUGCACUUCCGCUGCUUCUGAUCAUCACUUCUGGCUUGAGGUUACUCUGUCUCGGCCGAUGCAUCGGCAUACCAGGCCCCAUGCUUGGAUAGAGAGUCUGCCCCAGCGAGCAGUGCUCUCACUCAAUCUCCGGUGUCUCCAGAAGACGAGUCAUCGCACAGUGAGUACAUGGCACGAUUCCCGUUCAAGUCAUAUACGGUGUCGUUGUCUAGCUCAAGCGUGACGAUAGGUUCGACUUUCUUCUGUACCUAAAGAUGAAUACCAAGCUUCGCAGGGAAGUGGAAGCCAGAGUACUGUAAAACUUAAGCCAGCACUACCUGGUAAUGAGGUACAAGCUUUGCCAUUCCUCUCGAAUGUGCAUUGUGUGCUCAGGAGUUCCUUGCCCGAUCCAGCCCGUUGCCAUCGUUGCGGAAAGCUCGAUUGGGUACGAUACUGGACAAAAUACACUGUUGUAGAGUUUGCGAUCGUACGAACACCACAGAAUUUGUAGGAGGUAGCAUAUUUCGAAGGUCGUGGCGAUCUCCUACAUCCGUCUAGUACAUGCACACAAGGAGAUCCGAAUCGCCCGGCCGCAAACGAUUGCUAGGUCUUCACAAGUUCCCGCAGUCGAAUUACAUUCCGCAAAGUGUCACGCCAUUGUGAAGCUGGUAGCAGCAGCAGCAGCAGCAGCAACACAACGAACGUUGUGACCAAUGUUUGACAGCGGCAGCGCGCAUGAGAGAAAGGUCUCACAAGACAAACUAGCGGCAGCAGUUGAGAGAGCUGCAAACGUGGUACGGCAGAUUUGACAGCUGCGGGCCGAAAGGUGGUGCGUGAUUCUGCAACUGCAAGGCUGUUUUUUUAGGUGUUACGGUCCACAAAACAAAAAAAAACACAGCAAAAGCAAGGCUCCCUGUACGUUUUCGCGUGAAUGCAUGCAAAAGGCGGCCGCCGUCCAGACACGUAUUCCUUGAAUGCGGGUCGCACAGCCGAUUAAUAAUGCAUCAGCCACGUCCCAAGGUGAAGGAUUUGUUGAACUGCGCAGCUGUACAGUACAGUACUCGCAUACCGACUAUUCCAGGCCAGAGUAGGACCUCGGUGCUCAAACAAGAAAAGUCCAGAAGCUAGGGUAGACGAAUUCGUCCUCGAGGAUGCGUUGGACCUGUUCGAGGAUAAACUUUUCAAUCUUACCCACAUUCUUGAGCACUUGUUUUCCACUUUCCGUCUCGCCCAUUUCGCUUUCGAUCCUUAUGUCUUCGAGUAAUGCGCCCACUCCCCCUGACUUUACCUCGUGUCCCGAUGGUGACUGUCGGUUGUCAGUGUGCUUCUCGUCGUCGAGAGGAUCUAGAGCGGGCUCCUUCCCGACAAGAGCUUCUGCAUCUUCGGGGCUCAAAAAGCACAGAUGGGCUCUUUUCUUGAUGUAGGCGAGAAUACCCACUCCGUUGAACGUGAGGCCAGUGAUCUUCAGCUUCAGGGGAAUGCCUACGAAGCUUGGCAUGGGAUAGUCUAAGAAAACGUCGGCAGUUAGCGACAGCUUAAUGUCGCCCGCGUAAGUUGCGUGAAAGACGAUCUGGGUAUCCUCCGGGCUCCUUUCGGGAUGGUCGUGUCUGGGUAAGGGCGUGGUCUCGUCCAGCUCGUCCAACAUGGCUGGGCUGGGGGGCUUGUCGAGGUAUGAUGAAAGAUCUUGCGACGACAUCCGCGUGGCUGUGGAAGGAGGGUCGGAACUGAAGGAAUCAGCAUGGCGAUGCUGAGGCUUUGCUGCAGCAGUAGCCUGAGUGUUUGAGAAGUGUGCACCAGCUACAGCAGCCAGAGGAGUCUGGGUCCCUGGUAGCCCAGCAGACAGAGGGAGAUGGAAGUAGCCCAGAUUGGAAGUAGCGCCCAGUAUGCCUGGAGUCGUUCCUCGAGUGAGCCCGCUGAUUGCCGAGUGAUCAAGGAUAUCUAGCUCCGAUUGACGACGUGAGCCGUCUGUACCUCGCACAUGUCGCGGCUGCGCAUGGCGUGUUUCGGGAUCUGCCACGGUAUGAGCUUCGUUUGGGUCCUGUACAGAAUCAUUAUCAUCAUCGUUGUCGUCGUCGUCGUCGUCUGUCUCGUAGAAGUCGGGAAGGGGAUCGCCAAUAUCCUUGAGGACAAUCUCGGGAGGUAUGUUGCCAAACUCAAACCCAUGGACGGUGACCGAACGUAUCAGCUUCGGCAGCGCGAUGGACUGAAAGCGCUGAUGAAUGAACUCUCUGAUUGUUUCGGCCAGUGCUUCACCAUCCGGCCCGCCCGUGAGCUCGUUCCAAUUGAUGUCAACAGACAUUGGAAGCGGGUUCGGAGGGCAGAGUGUUCACUCCAUGGUGUGGAUCGUACCUAGGUAGUGCUGAU